This is a messenger RNA of Aspergillus steynii IBT 23096, 3534 nucleotides long. RefSeq names its product ATP-dependent 3'-5' DNA helicase. The record is from RefSeq and is a predicted model, not a curated record. Bases 1 to 3534 code for a protein of 1177 amino acids. The transcript has a single exon. NCBI's taxonomy places the organism in Eukaryota, Fungi, Ascomycota, Eurotiomycetes, Eurotiales, Aspergillaceae. Gene Ontology annotation, molecular function: ATP binding; nucleic acid binding.
AUGGUGAAGCGACGUCGCACGGAGGAAGACGAAGGUCAAGAAUCCGGUACGCAAACUGCGAGCAAUGAUGAGCACUCGUCAAGGACAUCCUCGGAACAGCAAAGACCGACGACGAACUCUCCUACUUCUACGGACGGACCGAAAAGAGGCAAAGGAAAAGGAAAAGGCCAGACGAAUGACUCAACUAAGAAAGCACUCCCGAAACGGAGAACGCCGUCGGGGCCGUGGCCGGAGCCGUUCAAGAAGCUGUCGCGGACCCAUCGCGCGCUGAACCUGGUGUAUACGUUUUGCUGUACGCGGAAGCAUUUUGCUACGACGUUUGAGAAUAUUAAGAACGCGGUGCAGGGGCAGAUGGGCGGCGAUGCUCUGACGGUGGAAGAUAUUGCACGCGUGAAGACGCUCGUGCCGCGCGCUGUACGGUUCGAGUAUGUGGAUGAGGCCAAAUUGGAGGUGAUGACCACGGGGGAGAGGGAGAUGCUUCAUUCAUAUGGACGGGAUGACCCUGGGGAUGACUCGGAGAUGGUCAAGACGUUGCUAUUCGAGCUUGUGGAUGGAGAUUUGAAAAGGGAAGUACAGCAUCCCAAGACUGGGGAGGCAACGAAGCCGGUCCGGAAAAUGAAGGACGAGGAUUUGAAGAUGCCGGUUUACAGCCAGAAGCAGAUGCUUGGAUUAAUUGAGAAGCGAAACAAGAAGUUCGCCGAUGCGAUCGACGCGUUUCUAGUACAAUGUGAGGACGAUGGGACAGAUCCAGUCGAAAAACUGGAACAGGAGAAGCAUUCUUGGAUUCCUGUGGCCCCUGAAGGUGAGACUGACCGCCAUGCGCUGGCCAAGUCGAAAGCACCGAAGGAGAUACCCAAAGAGCGAAAGGACAUGUCACAGAUCAUCGACGAGAUUCGCGAGAUGGACUGGUACACAGCGCAGAUUGUACCCGAGGGGCAUCGAGUGUUUGAGGCCCAAUCUGCAAUUUACGGUGACUUGACGUUUCAGUUGUCGCAAAACCUAGUCAAUGCCUUGUAUAACACCAAGGGCAUUACGCAGUUCUAUUCUCAUCAGGCGGAGGCGAUCAACCACCUUUAUGAAGGUCACCACGUCAUCGUAUCAACAUCUACCAGCUCGGGCAAGUCGUUGAUUUACCAGGUGCCAAUGCUCCAUGAACUUGAAAAGGAUCAUGCGAGUCGAGGAUUGUACAUAUUUCCGACUAAGGCACUUGCACAAGACCAAAGACGGAGUAUGAAAGAGCUCUUGCAGUACAUAGACGGCCUACAGGAUGCGAUGGUCGAGACCUUUGACGGCGAUACUCCCAUGGAAAAUCGGAAUCUCAUCCGUGACGAGGCACGCAUCAUCUUCACUAACCCGGAUAUGCUGCAUAUCACGAUCUUGCCCCAGGAAAGCUCCUGGCGAACGUUCCUAAAAAACUUGAAAUUCGUUGUGGUGGAUGAGCUACACGUCUACAACGGCCUUUUCGGAUCCCAUGUCGCUUUCAUUAUGCGGCGACUGCGUCGAAUUUGUGCUGCGGUAGGGAACCGACAUGUCCGGUUCAUUUCCUGUUCGGCCACUGUGGCCAACCCAGAAUACCAUAUGCAGGCGGUUUUCGGGAUUGACGAUGUCAAGUUGAUAGAUUUUGACGGUUCCCCGUCAGGUCGGAAGGAGUUCAUCUGUUGGAACACGCCCUUUAAAGACCCUGACGACCCUACUUCCGGACGUGGCGACGCUGUCGCUGAAACAGCGCGACUGUUUUGCCAACUGAUUCUUAGGGGUACGAGAGUAAUCGCUUUUUGCCGAGUUCGACGACUGUGUGAAGUCCUCCUGCAAGCCGUGCGGGCCGAAUUCCAUGCCCUCGAAAGACAGGAAGUUGGCAAUCUGGUCAUGGGUUAUCGAGGCGGGUACAGUCCGCAAGACCGCCGGCGCAUUGAAAAAGAAAUGUUUGAAGGCCAGCUGAUGGGUAUUGUGGCCACCAACGCUCUGGAACUGGGUGUUGACAUAGGAUCCCUUGACGCUGUAAUCACCCUGGGUUUCCCCUAUUCCAUAUCCAACCUGCGUCAGCAAAGCGGACGUGCCGGACGUCGCAACAAGGAUUCCCUCUCCGUCUUGGUGGGCGAUAAGUUCCCCACGGACCAGCACUAUAUGAAGAACCCGGAGGAGCUCUUCACUCGGCCCAAUUGCGAGUUGCAGGUGGAUCUGGCUAAUGAACUCAUCCUCGAAGGACAUGUACAAUGUGCUGCGUUCGAGAUGCCCAUACGCCCGGAGGAAGAUCGCGUCUACUUCGGCGAACAACUUCUCGAAGUCGCAGCGACACGCCUGAUGCGCGAUGGGCUGGGUUUCUAUCACUGCCACGAAAGAUUCCGCCCCCAGCCCUCGCGUUGCGUCUCCAUCCGUGACACAGAAGAUCAACACUUCGCCGUCAUCGACGUCACCAAUGCUCGGAACACAGUUCUCGAGGAAGUCGAGGCCUCGCGGGCGUUCUUCUCCAUCUAUGAAGGUGGCAUCUUCCUUCACCAGGGACGAACGUACCUAGUAAAAGAACUCAAUCCAGACCAGCGAUUCGCGCGUGUCGUCCGCGUGCACGUGGACUGGGGUACCAUGCAGCGCGAUUACACGGAUAUCGACCCUAUCGAGACGGAAACUAUGCGCUUCAUUCCCCAGACGUCGUCGACGACAUUACAAUCCUCGCCUUCGCGCGCCUUCUAUGGCUCUGUCCGCAUCCACGCCGUCGUAUAUGGCUUCUUCAAGGUCGAUAAACGCGGCCGUGUGCUGGACGCCGUGAUGGUGGAUAACCCGCCCAUCGACAUUUUCACCAAGGGCAUGUGGUUGGACGUGCCCAAGUCUGCGCUCGAUAUCCUCAAAUCGCGACAGCUGAACAUCGCCGCGGCGAUCCACGCCGCCGAACACGCCGUUCUUUCCUUGCUCCCGAGUUUCGUCAUCUCCUCCCCCGGCGAUGUCCGCACCGAAUGCAAGGUCGCCAAGAAAGAACUCGGCAAGAACCUGAAAGUGGCCGUCGACGCCCGGAAUCAGACUGCAGCCGAGAGGGAAAACAUCCGAAAACUACUGCAGCCGCCUGCGCGACAACGACCAGCCCGGUUGACAUUCUAUGACGCCAAGGGGGGAUCAUGCGGCUCCGGGAUCGCAGGCAAAGCGUUUGAAUUUAUUGACGUGCUUCUCCGUCGGGCGGUAUCGCGCGUCGAGGCCUGCCAGUGCGUGACCCCACAGGGAUGUCUUGAAUGUGUCUGCGACGAGGGGUGCAAGGAGAUGAAUUCGGUGAUGAGCAAGGCUGGCGCCGGGGUUGUGUUGCGGUGUCUGCUGGGGUGGGAAGUGGACGUGGAUUCUUUGCCGUGGGGCGAGAAUGUGGACGGGGAUGACGGACUGGGCGAAUUAGCUGGAGGAUUGGAGACGGUGAUUCCAGCUCGCGAAGUUCCUUUCCGAGAUCCUGAAGGUCGUAGACGAGAGUGCAUAUGGACGGGUUUGUGCGACCAGAUCCAAGACCAGACAAAGAGUCUUCCGGUCAGGAACUGCUACUCCAAAGAACCCAACGAAUAA